Messenger RNA from Panicum hallii, 793 nucleotides. RefSeq lists its product as uncharacterized. Gene Ontology annotation, cellular component: EKC/KEOPS complex. The record is from RefSeq and is a predicted model, not a curated record. Lineage: Eukaryota; Viridiplantae; Streptophyta; Magnoliopsida; Poales; Poaceae. Bases 244 to 549 code for a protein of 101 amino acids. The transcript is spliced from 4 exons.
CAGCUCAAACGAGGGAACGCUAACCCGGCCCACCUAGCCAGCAGUUCGGGCGGACUCCCAGCCGGUCAGCCCCCACACGACGCGCCUCGCCGCCGGCUCCGAGCGCCGCCACCUCAACUCCGAGCGCCGCCUCCCCCUCGAAUCGAAUACUCGUCUCGCGCGCUGCGCCCAGGCGUCCGACUGGCGUGCCCGCGUGUGGACCUCUCAAUUCCACAUAGCGCCGCCCGCCCGCCCGCUGCCGCGAUGGCUGCCGCUUCCGUUCCACCAGCAUCUUCCUCCGGCGGCUGGGACUUCACCUGUAACUUUGAAGUUGAUUAUGAGUCUGAGGAACAUGCAUCCAUAGUCUACAAAACGUUAGCAGUUGACAAGGAGUUGCAGCCUGACAAGGUCAAGAGGGAGAUGACUCUAUCAGGCAGCAAGCUUGCCGUGCACUUCGCAGCAGUAGAGGCCCGAUUUCUGCGAGCAUCGUUCAGUGCAUUUGUUGAUCUUAUGGGACUUGUGACGAAGCUUGUUGAAGAAUAUGGUGCGGCCAAGGAAGGGCAUUCUUGAUGACCAAUUUCAUGCACGGCAGUAAGGCACUAUGGAGUCCGUUUUAGUCCACUUGUGAGCAUGUUGGACAGUCUGUAUCAGUGGAAAUGCUUUUGGCUGGUCAAGCUAGUGUAUCAGUGUAUUUGAUCUUGAUUAGUCCAACCCUACUUAGAACAGUGAUUUUUUUUCUUCUACAUAUUCAUGUGAAUUCAACUUUACUUCAAGUCAGGAACAUUAAAUCUCCACACACAGCCUUUGCCGAUCU